AUGGCAGAUAACAACUACUUUCCUCCCACGCCUCCCGAUCCGAACGAUGAGAUAGAUCAGCCUUGGCUAGAUCCUGGCCUGAUAGAUCCUAAUUUGCUUGAUCUCAACCAGUCCAAUUCGCCAUCAGCUUCCCGCAAGAUCCCUCAAUCAUCUCAGCCACCCAUCGUUCCGACCCACGAUCCGACCUUGGCCCCAGCCAUCAACCCCAUCACUGAUGAACCCAUCUUCAAAUCCCCCACUGUUCCUCCUCAGAACCAACCUGCUCGUACUUUGGGUUUUCCAGUUCCUACUCCUGCAUAUCCCGAUGGAUAUCCACCCCUUGAUCCUAGGUUCCCAAUUUUUAACACAAGCUUCCCUCCUCCUGUAUUCUCGAAUCCUUCUCCCGCUCCUUCGGGUCCCUCUCCCUCUCCCUCGCCCUACCUCAAACCCGCCGAUGUUUUGAAUCAAGCCCCUUCCAUAAGUCCGGCGGCUCCUGAUUCAGAUACUACCAAGGGCAAGAAGAGAGGUCGAGCACCAUCACCCACUGCUGAUAAGCCCCGUCGUACACGGCGGAAAACUGCAAAGUCUGCUGCUGCUGAAGACGAUGGCAACCAAGUCGACAGCCCGGCCUCGAACGACAACACGCCAGUUUCCAAGAGAACCAGAAGCCGUGCAAAAACUAGUGCCAAGAGCAAAGCGAGCAGCAGUGGAACCAACACUUCCACAUCUACGAGGCCUGCGAGGGGCCCCGACAAAGCCUCAAAGAAUUAUUACAUCAGGCCCUCACGGCUUGCCAUGCCCAACAAUGAAGGCACUGCCCCUCCGCUAGUUCUGAAGACGACAAACCGUAAGGAUAAGAAAAAAGGCAAGGACGAGAACGCCGACAUGGCCAAAGACAAGCAGACUUCCGUAAGCACUCGAGGUGACCACGAUAUCGCAAAAGGGGGCAUAUGUGACUUCUGCGCCAAUCAUCCCAUCGGCAAGACGAUGUUCAUCGCGAACCCAGUAUGCGACUGGGAGCAAAUCCCAAGUAUGGGCCCGGAUGUUUUCAACAGAGAGUGCGGCAACUGCGCAGAUUAUCGUUCUCGAAACCGACAGCCCGGAGAUGUUGCUACCGACAACGAUCAUAUGUGUCGCGUCCCAGGCGUCAAGUCCGCUCUGGUCGAUUUCAAAUACAAGCAAUACGGCGAUACUGAUCCCCCAACCUUCGCAGAGCCUGCAUGCGACCGUUGCUCGAACAACGGAGCGUCAGAGACUUGCGACGUAGACGCCAUGCUCGGCUACGUUUGUUCUCACUGUCGGCGCGACCAGCGUUGCUGUGUUGAUGACAGUCUUAUUCCCAUGCAACGGCCCAAAAAGAUGACUAUUUCAGCAUGGUAUCGGCACGCGUGUGACCGAUGCCUUGCACGCCAUCUACAAUUCAAGACGAUGAAAGGAGACGAGUGCUGUAACUGGCUCACCAACAGGCGACUGUGGGGGGAUACGCAGAAACAGGGCUGCACAAGAUGCCUCCAAGACGGUGCGCCGUGUAUGGACGACAAAAGCAACAUCAUCGCACUACCUUCGCAUGAGCCUCCCCCAACAACUUGGUGUAUACGCGACAAGUUCGAGGUGGACGAGAACAAGAAAUUGAAAAACCGAAAAAUCAAAUGGUACGAGUACGUGGAAGCCACCACCGGUACCAUAUGGCGUAAGAAGUGUACAGGUUGCCAAUGGGCUGGAGCAUCAGUCGAGUGCCUAGUUAUGUGGCAUCAGUCGGGUUACGCGUGUGAGCGCUGCACACAAUUCGGUGUCGACUGUACCACAUAUGACGUCCAAAAUGAUGCAUGGACAAGAUAUCCAAUCUACGACUUGAGCAGAGUUGGUUUCGGCCAGUAUACUCCGUACGUAGUCUGCAAAUCGUGUAAAGACAACGGACGCAAUUGUGAUCGAAUGAGGCCGUGCGAUUCUUGCACAAGCACCGGUUCCGCAUGCGAUGGUUUAAAGAAGGAUAAUGCACAUGGAUGCAUCUCCCGGUUCAAGAUCGCUGAGCAUGGGACAGGCCAACAGGCUCCGCCCCCUGGUCCGCUGUAUUAUCUGGCCUUGGGCUACGGCCCAGGAGGCGUCAACGAUAUCAAAGAUGGACGAAGUGUCGAGCAUUGGAUUGGCCCUGUUGCUCCCGUAUACGGCAUUAAUACUCUUAAAGAUGGCGCGGCUCAUUAUCGAGCUGUCGCCGACUUGCAUCGAGGCCAUCGGCCACCAAGCAACGUGCUUCCCCCAGGCAUCACCGCCCCCUUGAGCACAGCUGAGGGCACGCCAGGCGUGUUCAAAGACGUGCAGUCCAGGGAACUGACGGUCGAACAGUUGGCAGCGCUCAUCCUUCAUUUCUGGCCAGGCUACCAAGUUCCGGUGGGAGAUGGUCAGGCAUAUCGGACGGUUUGGAAUUCGCUCUGCGAUGCCCAGAAUACGAAGAUGGCAGAGGCUGGAAUAGAUGCGUCUAUGGCGCCAGCAAUGCCACGUACCUUUGAAGGAAACCCAGUGCUCUCUGACCUAGAAGCACUCCACAGUGGGUUGCUGGGUCUUCCUGCAAGACAAAACGCGGCCCCUCAAGCUCCAGCUCAGCCACCAACCCCAGGCUUCCUUAUACAAGCACCUGGUGUCACAUCUGGAUUGUAUAUGGACGAUUUAUAUGAUGGUGGUUUUAUUCUUCCUGAUCCCAUCCAGCAGCCAGUGGUCAAUGGGCCACAGCAGGAAGAAAACUCAUACGCUGCUGUUGAUAACUUGAUCGCCUCAGGAUUAUUCGGAUAUCAACAAGGUGGUGAUGAUCAGCAGGCUCAACAGGCCCAACAGGCUCAACCCCCAGCGGAAUCGGGCCCAAACAUUGAUAUCACCACGAUGAAUCAAGACUCUCUAAGAAGGAUGCUCGGCCUUGAUGAGGAUAAACCUCGUGGCCGCUUCAUGGCGAACCACAAUUACGCCGGAAUAUUCAAGGCUCACAGCCGACGGAAAGCUUUCGCAAACCGAGGCCCCAAAGACACAAACACGAAGGAUAAGAGCUUCAACCCCUUCCUGGGCUUCGUUUUGGGUGAGAAUCAGAAGCCGCGCCUCAAAACAAAGGAGAAAAGCUCACGAUGGAAAGCUUUCAACCCUCUUGAGGGCUUCGAUAUGGAGAAGUGGCACAGGUCAAGUAACCAGCCCGAUGAAAGAUCAUCUGAACCACGCCUCUUUUCUGUUGUCAACGGCCAGUGGAAGCAACCCGCGCCUCAGGCGAAUGUCUUGGACGAUAUCCCUUACCAGCAAAAAGGCGGGAAAUCACAACAACGUUGCGCCGAGCCAGGAAACGGUGGGAUCGGUCGCUGUGGCUCUCGGAACGUCAAUGGGCAAGAUCAAGCGGAUUGCCAAAGUCUUGCACAUCGCAACACAAUGCCUGGCUACUUUCCGAUAUGCGAUAAUUGCGUCCAGGGUAACGUCAAAGACAUGUUUCGUCAUGACCAUAGCCCCGUCACGGAGAAUGAACUUCUCAGCAUGCGUGCUUACUUAUGCAAUGAUUGUGCUGGCCAUAUGAGCAGUAGUGUUCAGAACGCAAUCGAAUACAGAGCCAUUGGCGCCCGCCGAAUAUAUGGUAUAGUGGCUGACACAGAACAUCCUCAAAGUACCUACACGCCCGAUAAUGACCCGUCGCGGGCCGUGGAAUUCCGCAACACGGAGGCAUUGACAGGCUGCUCAUGUGCGAACAGGAUGUUUGGAACAUCCCUUUGCAGAUUCCAUAGAUUGCACUAUGCUGAAGAGGCUCUCAAAUUCUCAGCUUUGAUGCAGGAAUGGCGGCUUUCAUGCUUUAAGAAGGCGGUAUGCCCAGGUUGUCUUGCCCGAAAGCCUCUCGAUAGUGUCAAUCUAUCGGCAGAUUCUGGGGGCUUCCUGAACGGCGCGCCCACAGCAUGGGCAUGUGUGAACUGCAACGACUGGGUAGCAAACGAGAAGAACGACGGGACAAACCAGCCAAGUCUCAUCGACAAGAAAUUAUGGAAUUCAAACAUUGGGCGUGAGAUUCUUGGUCCGCGUCAAAAAGCGGUGCAUGCAGGGGUUCGUCAAAUAGAAGAUGUCGAAAUGGGUGGGAUGUAA
Fusarium venenatum is the source of this 4077-nucleotide messenger RNA. RefSeq lists its product as uncharacterized. The record is from RefSeq and is a predicted model, not a curated record. NCBI's taxonomy places the organism in Eukaryota, Fungi, Ascomycota, Sordariomycetes, Hypocreales, Nectriaceae.